GCUUACGAUCCACCGUAUUUCUGGAAACGGCUCGAUAUUCAGUUUGUGGACGGCGUCUACGGCAGCAACUGGUACAGCAACCACAAAAUCAAAAAGCAAGAGCACAUUGGUAACAAGAUGUCUAUUCACUUAGGAAUGCCUCGCUUGAGACAAAUAAGGAUAAAGAUAGGUAAUUAUGACAUUAUUUAAAAACUUUCAUUCUUAUAAACGUAGAAUUGGUAAAAAUUAUCGUCGACGGUGAACCUAGGAGCCAGAAAAUUGUGAUGAUUAUUUAAAAUAAAGUUCACAACUUUUUUUCUGUUUUUCAAGUUAGUGCAAAUAUAGCAAAUAUUAGAACCUAAAUCAUGGAGAAGAAAAGAAAGAGAGGGAAUAAAGGGAAAAAUUGGGUAAUAAAAGAAAUAUAAGGAUAAAGAGAGGGCAGAUUCCUCUGAUUAUAACAAUGAAAUCUUCGCUCCGGUAACACGAAAGAAAAGUACACAAGGCAAUUAAAGUUUUGAGGACUGUAUUCGACAUAAAUUUACAUUUUUUUAAAUCAGAUUCUUGCAUUGUUCCAAGGAUAGUACGAGGCAUCAUAACAGGGGCUGCUAAGACCUCUAUAAUC
Messenger RNA from Pocillopora meandrina, 601 nucleotides. Lineage: Eukaryota; Metazoa; Cnidaria; Anthozoa; Scleractinia; Pocilloporidae. The record is from the annotation of a GenBank genome assembly.